ACAAAAAAAAAAUUAAUAAUAAUAAUAGAAAAAAAUAAAAUAAAACAAUUAAUUUAAUUUAAUUAUAACAAAAAAUGAUCCAAAAUUAACCCCAACAAGAUUACGAAUUAUACAAAAGAUUAAAAUUAUUAGGUGAAGGUUCAUUUGGAAAAGCCUAUUUAGUCCAAAGUAUUCGCGACAACUAAAAUUGGGUAAUAAAAUAGCUUCCAUUAGAUACAAUGUCUCCAGAAGAAUAAAAAGAGACAUUAAAAGAGGCGAAAAUAUUAGAAGCAUUAAGUCAUCCUAAUAUUGUGAAAUUUAAAGAAAUAUAUAAAACAAAAAACCUUAAAUUAUGUAUAGUUAUGGAAUAUGCAGAUGGAGGAGAUUUAAGUGCUAAAAUCUAAUAAGCAAAAGGUAAAUAUUUAUCUGAAAAUUAAAUUUUAGAUUGGUUUACUUAAAUUUGUUUAGCAUUAAAACAUGUACAUGAUAGGAAAAUAUUGCACAGAGAUAUAAAAGGUUAAAAUAUCUUCCUUACAAAAGAUAAUAUAUGUAAAUUAGGAGAUUUCGGUAUAGCAAGAAUUUUAACAAAAACAUAUGAAAAAGCAAGAACUAUGGUAGGCACUCCUUAUUAUUUAUCACCAGAAAUGAUUGAAAAUAAACCUUAUUCUUUCAAAAGUGAUAUAUGGGCUUUAGGAGUAGUACUUUAUGAAUUAUGUGCCCUAAGACCUCCUUUUACUGCUGAAUCUUUACAUUUUUUAGCUUUAAAUAUUGUUAAAGGAUAAUAUAAAGCUCUUCCAAAUAUUUAUACGAAUGAGUUGAGAAGUUUAGUCGAUAAUUUAUUGCAGGUUAGACCUGAAAAAAGACCUAGUAUAUAAUAAAUAUUGAAUAUGCCUAUAAUUAGGAAACGUAUUUGUAGUUUUUUAAGUGAAAGUAUUAAAUUGAAUGAAUUUUCACAUACUAUAAUACAUAAUGUAAAUAUUUUAGAUAAUGAUUAUAAUAUAAAUAAUUUAAAAAAUGUAAAUGGAAAAUUACCUUCUAAUAAUCAAUACAAUUAACAAUAAAAUAUAUAAAAAAUACUACCUAUUUUAAAAAAAUAGCCUUCUUAAUAAGAAAUUUAAAAAUAAUAAAAUGAAAUUUAAAAUAGAAAAAAUGAAAUUUAAAAAUAAUAAGAAAUUCAAAAAUAGUAAUAAGAAAUUUAAAAAUAAUAAUAAUUAAGAAAUUAAUAAAAAAUAAAAAAACCUCUAGUAGGUUUAGCCCCUAAUCCUCAAAAAAAUGGAAUUUCUAGACCUAUUACACCUAAAAUUCCUAUUUAUUAAAAUAAUAUUUAAAGAAAUUUGUAAUUAAAAUAAUAAUAACCACCUGCUUCUGCAUAGUUAAAUAGAAAACCUUCCUAAAAUUUAACUCCUAAUAAUUAAAAUUAAUUAAUAAAUAAAGAAAAUUAAUAAAAAUAAGAAAUUAUUAAAAAACCAUUAAUAAAUAAUAAACCCUAAGAAAAACCAGUAGCUAUUAAUAAACCUAAUUUGAUAAAAAAACCUUUACAAAAUGUAGGUAGACCUAAAACUUCAUAAGAAUAACAUGUAGUUAAGAAAUUUCCCUAAUAAUUAGCAGCUGUUGGUGUUCAUAAGAAUAUAAUGCCUUUAAAAAUUCCAGCUCGAAAUGCACCAUUAGAUAAGAACAAGAAGCAAAAAGAAAGAAAUUAGAAUAAGAAUAAUAAUAAAGAAACUAACAAAGAGUAAAAAAAAUGGCUUAAGUAGAAUAAUAAAGAUUUUAAAUGA
Messenger RNA from Ichthyophthirius multifiliis, 1754 nucleotides. Its product is annotated as protein kinase domain protein. Gene Ontology annotation, biological process: protein phosphorylation. NCBI's taxonomy places the organism in Eukaryota, Ciliophora, Oligohymenophorea, Hymenostomatida. The transcript has 3 exons. The record is from RefSeq and is a predicted model, not a curated record. Gene Ontology annotation, molecular function: protein kinase activity; ATP binding.